Molecule: messenger RNA, 1181 nt
Organism: Cimex lectularius (bed bug)
Lineage: Eukaryota; Metazoa; Arthropoda; Insecta; Hemiptera; Cimicidae
Product: GDP-D-glucose phosphorylase 1
Exons: 7
Coding region: 149-1156 (335 amino acids)
Biological process (GO): glucose metabolic process
Cellular component (GO): cytoplasm
Molecular function (GO): GDP-D-glucose phosphorylase activity
Source: RefSeq, a predicted model, not a curated record
AUGAUUUAUAAUUGCUCAUUUUAUGACGUCACGAUGUUUCAACAUGUAGAGGUUAUUGUCAGGUUACCCACGUGGUCAUUAAAUUUCAUUCUACAAUACAUUUGACAGUUCACACUGACAGAUACUGGAGUGAUUGGUUUUAUUGGAUAUGGGAAGUUUUGAGUUGAACCCAGACCGGUUCGUAUUCUCCAUUGACCCGGAGAAGAGCGAACCGUCUGAUUUCGACAAGGCCCUCGUGACAGCGUGGGACGGCAAAAUGUCGCUCGGCCUCUUUCGCUAUAUUUGGAAAAUCGAGGAGGAGAAGGUCCUCGGCGACAAGUUUGGCUUCGUACUACAGCUGAACCCGCUUCGUUCUGCUAAGCGGAGAAAGCCGGAGCUCAUCGAGAACACGUCUCAGCCCUUCGAUCCGGACAAGUUCAACUUCACGAAGCUCAAACCUGACGAGUUCAUAUUCCAGAUUAAAAACGGAGAUGACAUGUACAAUUAUAUUGCGAUAAACGACAGCCCGAUCGACAAGGCACACUCGCUCCUUUUACCCGAUAUGCACAAAAAGCAGCCACAGGUCGUGACGGGCAACGGACUGCGGUUUUCAAUCGGCGUCAUCUUGUCCAGCUCGGUACCGUUUCUCAGGGUAGGAUUCAACGGGCUGUGUGCCUAUGCAUCGAUCAACCAUCUACAUUUUCACAUUUACUACCUGAACAAGCAGAUGGUGUUAGAAACAGUUCCUGUGAAACAUUUAUCAGGAAAUUGUUACUUCCAAGAUACUUUCCCAUCUAAAGGAUAUGUAUUUCAGAUAAAAUCGCCUCGUGAUAUUGAUAUAAUAAUAGAGGAUGUUGUUAAACUAACAAAUUAUUUAAAUGAGAACAACAUUGCACACAAUUUGAUCAUGACGAGGGGCACGAGUUUUGAAAGGAAUGAUUCAACGGUGUACGACUGCGUUAGGAUUUAUGUAUGGCCCAGAACGUCUGCAUCUGGAUGCAAAGACAUCAGUACUCAGAAUUUUGCUCUGUGCGAGCUCUUCGGCCAUUUCCCACUCAAUGAUAAAAAGUUGUUCGACGAGUCGACCGAGGAGGAGCUCGCGGAUAUGCUUUGGCAACUCACAGACGGGGUUUUCGAGUCGACAAGAACAGCAGUUAAAAAUUUAUACAAACAAUAAAACUUUUCACCUUUUCCUAAACAAA